AUGGAUAGCUCUACAAUCACAUUCAUCGCCACAUUAGUGAUAGCUUUCAUCUUCUUAAGAUGGUUCAUAUCCUCAGACGAAGAAGACGAAGCAACAAUUCAAUCAACUGCCACCAGCACAUCACCAUCUCAAUCCCAAGCUCAAGACUCACAACAUGAUGCUGAAGAACAAUCUACUCGUCAAGAACGUCUCCGCCGUCCAGUUACUAACAGCAUGAUUGAAGUUGUUCAACAAUUGGCCCCACAUUUGACUGUUGGUCAGAUCAAGUUGGAUUUGCAAAGAACUGGUUCAGUUCAAGAAACCGUUGAUAGAUUUUUGAGUGAAGGUACUUUGCCAUAUCCAGAAGGUGAAGGUCCUAAUGCAUCAAGAACUGCUAAUCCUGCGCAAGAUUCCAGAAACCAAGUGGAUAACAUCAAACCUGAAAACCUAUUGAAAAAGUAUGGAAUCAAUGAAUCAAAAUCAGAAGAAUCCACUGCCGCUGCUUCGGGGUCUUCAACAAAGGAAAAAGGUUGGUCAGAAUCUGCUGAAGAUAGAGCAAGCACUUUACAACAAAAGAAAGUUGACAUGAUUGUGAAAGCAAGAAAGAGACUAGAAUCACAAUUGAAAAAUGAACAAGAUCUAUCGAAAUUAGCUGAAUAA
Messenger RNA from Hansenula anomala, 639 nucleotides. RefSeq names its product Cue1p (gene CUE1). The transcript has a single exon. The record is from RefSeq and is a predicted model, not a curated record. The coding region runs from base 1 to 639 and encodes 212 amino acids. Lineage: Eukaryota; Fungi; Ascomycota; Saccharomycetes; Phaffomycetales; Wickerhamomycetaceae. Gene Ontology annotation, molecular function: ubiquitin binding.